This is a messenger RNA of Colletotrichum destructivum, 1047 nucleotides long. RefSeq lists its product as uncharacterized. The record is from RefSeq and is a predicted model, not a curated record. The coding region runs from base 1 to 858 and encodes 285 amino acids. The transcript has 2 exons. NCBI's taxonomy places the organism in Eukaryota, Fungi, Ascomycota, Sordariomycetes, Glomerellales, Glomerellaceae.
AUGCCCAAUGAUGCCGCUGUCGCCCUGCGAUGCACACAUACCUGUACAUCUGUCUACAUACAUCGUACACACCACACACACACAGCUGUCAGCCCCAAGCAUCUAGGACUACUUGUAUCCCCACACAGCCUCAAGCACCAAGUCCCAAGACCGGGUUUUGGUCGAGUCAACUUUCUGCCUCGCCGGCACAGCCAGCGAGACUUUCUACGAGGCCUUCUCCCCCUUCUCCCAGCUUCAGCCUGGGUUCAGUCCGGUACCUUACCUGGACAUGGCCAGGCAGCCAGCCCAAGACGGGGCCCUCUUGUCUCUGCGCUCUCGAGUAACUAUAUAUCUAGCCAUGCCCUCGGCCACACUCCAUGUUCUGGUUUUCUUCUCUCAUCAAGUCAUCGUACCUCAAACCCAUACGCCAAACCCUACCAUUGCAUCUUUGUAGUUCAAAGUUUUACCUCGAACCAGCCUACCAUCACCAUUGAUCACCAAGCGCAACCAAGAAUCACCAUCGUCAUCACAACCAUCACAACCAUCACCACCAUCACCACCAGCAACACCAUCACCGCCCUCACCACCACUACCACCACAUCACGCAAGAUGUCUUCCAGAUACAGCAACGCCAAGCCGAUCGUCCACCAGGCCCCGGCCUCGAUUAACAGCGACUACUCUUCUAGUUCGUACGGCUCCUCUACGCCACGCUCCGUGUCGCGGGGCGAUGAGGCCUACCUCCGUGUCUACGGCGCCUCCGGACACCAGGCCACGAUAAGACACACGGCCCCGGGCGUCACCGUCAUCAACCGCAACCAAACCAGCCAAGAGAUCGACGCGCCGACGCCGCCUUACGUCGGUGGUUACUCGAGGCAUUGAAGCGUUGCGGCCUCCUCUCCUUCUUCCUCAUACGCACACACACACACACACACACACACACACACACACACACACACACACACACACACACACACACACAAAUACACACACACACAAAUACGCAACACCAUACAACCUUUCACCUACCUAUUCUUUGUAAAUGCAUCACUUGGCGUUUUUGAAAUUCGA